Rhodofomes roseus is the source of this 1037-nucleotide messenger RNA. RefSeq lists its product as uncharacterized. Bases 87 to 962 code for a protein of 291 amino acids. Gene Ontology annotation, molecular function: bis(5'-nucleosyl)-tetraphosphatase (asymmetrical) activity. The transcript has 4 exons. The record is from RefSeq and is a predicted model, not a curated record. NCBI's taxonomy places the organism in Eukaryota, Fungi, Basidiomycota, Agaricomycetes, Polyporales, Fomitopsidaceae. Gene Ontology annotation, biological process: AMP biosynthetic process; ATP biosynthetic process.
UUAUUUUCACGGGUUCGCAUCCAUCAGCUUCGUGGUCGAUUACCUAAAUAGUGAAGGACCGUGACUGUCUCCUCUAGCCAGCCUCGAUGCAAGGUCACUCCCAGUCAGCCUCCGCCUCCUCAGCCUAUCCCAGCACUAGCGGCAACACCUCCCACCGUCGCUCGCGCGCCCGCAAAGCCAAUGACAGCAUCACCUUCUCCCAGCAGUCCUCGCCCUCCGUGCGCAACAGCUUCUGGUUCUGCUCUGACUUCAUGGUCGGCGCAGGCAUGGUCGUCCUCCAACCCGCGACGGGCAAGGUCCUCCUGCUGUACGAACCCCGGAACGAUCGGUGGCUCCUCCCGAAGGGCCGCAAGGAUGUGGACGAGAGCCUCGAGCAGACCGCGCUCAGGGAGGCGUACGAGGAGGUACGCUGUGUAUUUUCCAUACAUGCUGAGAAUCCUACUGAGAGUGCAUGCAUGUGCUGGUUCAUAUCGCGCUCCUCUGCUCUGCCACGGCCGGGCGCCACGGUAUGGGAGCAGUCGGGAUACCGAGUCGAGUUUCUGCCGCUGUAUCUCCCGACGAACGCACCCCUCUCCCCGGCCGGGCGUGUGCACGGCAUGCGCAAAUGCACAGAGCCGUUCUACGCCUCAACCCUGACAUGGGGCAACCGCAAUAAGCAGCGCCCCAACGACGAGGUUUGGCCCGGCGACCGCGGCGGCGAGUACAUAACGUUCUGGUACAUCGGGCAGAUCCCCAGGGACGCUGUGCACGAAGCGGAUACGGGCAUGGCGGACGAGAAGGAGUACCAGAGCCACUUGCUCGAGCUGGACGACGCGUGCGAGAAGCUGCGCGGGUGCGAAAUGCUCCAGUUCUCGAGGAUGGUCAAAUCGGCGCACGAGCUGUGGCUGCAUACGAAAGAGUUCGAGGAAAAGGAGGCCCAGGCAGACGCUGCUGAGCAAGAGAGUAUGAGUUUGGGGGCCUGACGAAUUACGUGAUGGUACUCACCAAACCCAUUGGCGACGCCACUAGCCCUGAACCACCCCACACCUGACCAGCCG